Messenger RNA from Micromonas commoda, 1565 nucleotides. RefSeq lists its product with no specific name. The record is from RefSeq and is a predicted model, not a curated record. The transcript is spliced from 2 exons. Lineage: Eukaryota; Viridiplantae; Chlorophyta; Mamiellophyceae; Mamiellales; Mamiellaceae. Bases 52 to 1323 code for a protein of 423 amino acids.
AAAAUCUUCGGUCGAGUCCGCGCCUCGCCUUCGAACGCGCGCGAGAGCGGGAUGAAGGUGAUGCGAGACUUACCGAGAGCGUUCGGCAUGAGCCCCCCGAGGGUUCGGCUGCAGACGCCCGGCACUCCGGAUCAUUCGAGCGAGCAGUGGCGCGACGAGGCGACCGCCCUCCCGCCGCGGCCAUUCGACGGUGUGCCUCCCGCCGACCACCCCGCUUCGCUCGGUUUCGAUCUGCUCUUCGACACCAUCGACGACCAGACUCCGAACGAGAGCGGGCCGAUGCCGAUGCUACUGGAGGAGGACUCGGGGACAUCCUCCUCCGACGACGGCCACGAUGUGCACGCCCAAUACGUCAGGCACCUGCGCAACCUGACCAAACACGCGACGGACGCCGAGGCCGACACCUAUAAGCGCCUCGCCGCCGCGUGCGCCGCCGUCGGACCCGGCGAGGUUGGCGAUUUCGCCCACGCCGACGCCCUCCGCGCCGCCUUCAACGCCGUCGACGUAACCGAUGCCGCAACCAACGCGCCACCAACCAAGCCCGCGAAGAAGUCCUCGAAGAAGUCCUCCGAGAAGUCCGAGAAGAGCGGCGGGUUCACGGGCGGCGACGGCGCGUCGUCGUCGUCCGACGCGUUCGUGGCGACCACCCCCGGCGCGGCGGGCCACGCCGCGCUGCUCAACCUGAGGCACUCGUUCCUAUGGGUCAAGACGGACCAAAAUGAGGCUGGAACGAAGGAUGACGAUGGGGCUGGAACGAAGGAUGAUGCGCCCGUCGACGACGACGACAACCGCCCCCGCGCGUCCGCCACGGCGACGCCCAUGAAGCGCGACGUCGCGACGGAGACCGGCGUGAUGGUCAUGGAGCCCUACCUCCGCGCGCACUUUGUCAUCUCGCGACCCACCGAGCGGUACCAGCGGCUGUUGGACACCCUGCCGCCGCACUUCGUCGGCGCGCACGAGCGACUGGCGCGGCUGGUGGACUUCAUGUCCGAGCAGAUGCUCGCGAGCUUCAAGGAGCGCGGGAUGCCGGUGCCGCCGUGGAGGCAGAACAAGAGCAUCCUGUCCAAGUGGUUCCUGCCCACGGCCAAGUCGAUUUCGCAGCCCAACACGCCCGCGGGGUCGCCGCCGAUGUCAAAGGGGCGAUCCACCGGCCGGCGGGCCAGCGUCAACUUCGACGUCGUCGGGGGACGCGGGGUUUUCUUCGGGGUUGGGUACGGGACGCAGGAGCUCCCGUAUGAAUCAUCGCGGGGGGUCGAAGGUAAGGUGGCGAUGGGAUCGCUGUCCUCUUCCGUGCGCCUGCUGCGAGACGCAAUGAUGGCGUGAUUUUCGCGCGAGGGUUGGGAGAUAAAAAAAAACAAACGGGUGGGGGGGGGGUUUCACCAAUCCGGCGAGAGCUAUUACGCUCGCCGUCCGGCGCCGGUCGCGCGCCGAUGUAUUCUUUCUCAGGACGAGCUCGUCACUCGUCGCUGUACGCCUAUUACGCUGUGCAUGCUUGCUACUGAUGACAUUAGACUGCCUAGAAAAAUGCCCCGCCGGGGCGAAAAAAUACUACAACUAACACUUAG